Messenger RNA from Acinonyx jubatus (cheetah), 1506 nucleotides. RefSeq names its product serum amyloid A like 1 (gene SAAL1). The coding region runs from base 39 to 1457 and encodes 472 amino acids. The record is from RefSeq and is a predicted model, not a curated record. The transcript is spliced from 12 exons. Lineage: Eukaryota; Metazoa; Chordata; Mammalia; Carnivora; Felidae.
UUCCGGCGCGGCUCCUCAGAGCGAGUGGCGGGGAAGUCAUGGACCGCAACCCUUCGCCGCCGCUGCCCAGUCGGGAGGAGGAGGAGGAGGAGGGUGCUGGGGGAGACUGCAUAGGGAGCACGGUCUACAGCAAGCACUGGCUGUUCGGUGUCCUCAGCGGACUCAUUCAGAUGGUUAGCCCUGAAAACACCAAAUCCAGCUCAGACGAGGAGGAGCAGCAGAUGGAGCUCGAUGAAGAAAUGGAGAAUGAAAUUUGCAGAGUCUGGGAUAUGUCCAUGGAUGAGGAUGUGGCUUUAUUUCUCCAAGAAUUUAAUGCCCCUGACAUAUUUAUGGGAGUAUUGGCCAAAUCCAGAUGUCCUCGAUUAAGAGAAAUCUGUGUGGGAAUUUUAGGUAAUAUGGCCUGUUUCCAAGAGAUAUGUGUGUCCAUCAGCAGUGAUAAAAAUCUUGGACAGGUGUUACUGCACUGUUUGUAUGAUUCAGACCCUCCUACUCUGCUGGAAACAAGCCGGUUGUUGCUUACUUGUCUUUCCCAGACAGAAGUGGCCAGUGUCUGGGUUGAAAGAAUCCGGGAAUAUCCAGCUAUUUAUGAUAGUAUUUGUUUCAUUAUGUCAAGUUCAACAAAUGUUGACUUGCUGGUGAAAAUAGGGGAAGUUGUGGACAAACUUUUUGAUUUGGACGAGAAGCUAAUGUUGGAAUGGAUUAGAAAUGGGGCUGUUCAGCCUCUGGACCAACCCCAGGAAGAUGCUGAAGAGCAGCCAGUGUUUAAAAUUGUGCCCUGUGUACUUGAAGCUGCCAAACAAGUACGUUCUGAAAAUCCAGAAGGGCUCGAUGUUUACAUGCAUAUCUUACAGCUGCUUACCACAGUGGAUGAUGGAAUUCAAGCUAUUGUACAGUGUCCUGCUACUGGAAAAGACACUUGGAAUUUACUUUUUGACCUGGUCUGCCAUGAAUUUUGCCAAUCUGAUGAUCCACCCAUCAUACUUCAAGAACAGAAAACUGUGCUAGCUUCUGUUUAUUCAGUGUUGUCUGCCAUCUUUGCUUCACAGGCUGAACAGGAGUAUCUAAAGAUAGAAGAAGAUCUUCCUCUAAUUGACAGCUUGAUUCGUGUCUUACAAAACAUGGAACAUUGUCAGAAGAAGCCAGAGAACUCAGUAGACUCUAACACAGAAGAAACGAAAAAGUCUGAUUUAACCCAAGAUGAUUUCCACUUGAAAAUCUUAAAGGAUAUUUCAUGUGAAUUUCUUUCUAAUAUUUUUCAGGGUUUAACAAAGGAGACUGUGGCUCAGGGAGUAAAGGAGGGCCAGUUAAGCAAACAGAAGUGCUCCUGUGCAUUUAAAAACCUUCUUCCUUUUUAUAGUCCUGUGAUAGAAGACUUUCUCAAAAUUCUACAUGAAGUUGAUAAAACUCUUGCUGAUGACCUGGAGGAAAGCUUCCCAAGUUUGAAAGUUCAGACUUAAUAACUGAAUUAAGUUUCCUUUGCCCAAUAAAUGAACUUUAUUUUCUUCA